GCCAUCUGCGAACUAACAUUUUACAGCUCUAAAGGCGAAAAGAGACAAUAAAGAGCGAGAGAGAAAGACAUCCGGUUACUGACUUCGCUACUGUUAUACACUUUAUUUACAUUUUCUUCCCUCGAUUUUCUGGUUUUUCGCAGAAAUUUCCCUACAAAUUUUAUUUGACUCAAUGGAAAGCGAUACCUGGAGAGUUCUUGAGUUAUUCAGUGGCAUUGGAGGAAUGCAUGAAGCGCUCAAAGAAUCACGUGCCAAGUUCACAGUAAUUGCUGCAGUUGACAUCAACACGAUUGCUAACGAUGUCUACCUGGAAAAUUAUCCAGAAACACAAGUGUGGAACCGCAAUAUUCAAUCUCUGGAAGAGGCAGAGAUCGCUUCCUUGGACGUGGACACGAUUGUCAUGUCUCCUCCCUGUCAGCCCUUCACAAGAGUGGGCAAGAAGCAAGAUCUGGACGACCGGAGAACUGAUGGCUUCAUAGCAGUUUGCGCAAAUCUACUGAAGAAUCCAAAGAUUGAGCGAAUCCUUAUGGAAAAUGUAAAGGGAUUUGAAGAGUCUCGAGCAAGGCAGAUGUUUAUUGAGAAACUAAAGCACCUUGGAUUCUUCUGCCGGGAAUUCCUGUUGUCGCCACACGCGGUGGGAAUUCCCAACUCACGAACAAGAUAUUACUGCAUCGCACGGAAGCGGAAAGACUUUUCAGUGGGUCAUGAAAAUGAGAUCAUAACUGAAUUGUCUGCGAAUGCAAUUGAAAUGAGAGAUUUGAAGGCGUUUAUUGAUGUAGAAGCUGCUGUGGAGCAGCACCAACUUCCUGUGGAAUCGAUAGGAAAGAAUUGUUGGGUUCUGGAUAUCGUGACGCCUUCCUCGAAGAAUUCCAUGUGCUUCACGAAAGCUUACACUCAUUUGCUGAGAGGAAGUGGCUCAGUUUUCUGUUCAAAAUCUGCAGAAGAGAUCCGAGAGACUUUCUCGCGACUAGACAAGAUUCCGCCUGAUGAUAACGAGUAUGUGAGGCUUCUGAAGUCCCUGCAGAUGAGAUUCUUCAGCCCAGACGAGGUGUCAAAACUCAUGGGCUUCUCGGAAGGCAUCAAGUGGCCAGGAAAAGUCACUGAUCGUCAGAAAUAUAAACUUCUAGGAAAUAGUCUCAACGUGGCUGUCGUCCGGGAGUUGAUAAACAUCCUCGAGGGCCAAUAAAAAGCCUGUGAUUGGA
This is a messenger RNA of Phlebotomus argentipes, 1202 nucleotides long. It is a transcript of the gene Mt2, whose product is annotated as tRNA (cytosine(38)-C(5))-methyltransferase. NCBI's taxonomy places the organism in Eukaryota, Metazoa, Arthropoda, Insecta, Diptera, Psychodidae. Gene Ontology annotation, molecular function: methyltransferase activity. The record is from RefSeq and is a predicted model, not a curated record. The coding region runs from base 173 to 1186 and encodes 337 amino acids. The transcript is spliced from 2 exons.